Messenger RNA from Heterotrigona itama, 1272 nucleotides. NCBI's taxonomy places the organism in Eukaryota, Metazoa, Arthropoda, Insecta, Hymenoptera, Apidae. The record is from the annotation of a GenBank genome assembly.
AAAUAUUCGAGCCAUCGCCAGAUUCCCCUCAAACUGUCUCAAACGAUCUUAAUCGGCGCAACGAAGUGACUCUGACAGACUGUUGAUCCGAGAUCGCUAUCGAAGGGGACCUCGAAGCGAUCCACGCGGUGCGUUCACCUUCCAACACGGUGCAUAUAUAAAGACAGGAUUCACUUUCACUCUCGUUUUAGUCGGCGAUAUUCGCCAACGCGUAGUUUGAAGUUGGCCAACGAGAACGAUGGCCACGUUCUUUCUCCUCUGUUGCGUCACUGUGACUAUAGUGGCCGCCGAAGACGAUGGAUGGGUGUGGAGGGACGGUGACGAGCAGAAGAGUAACAUCGACAGGACAAGGUACCAGGUGAACGAGAACCUUGAGGAUCUCGGCCAGGACAGACCUUUCAUAGGAUUUGGACCACAAAACACCGGACCUUACGGUCCUAACGGUAGACCCAUUGUAUCGCCAUCGUAUCCCGGCAACAAAGAAGUUCUUGUCGGCCCGGGUGGACCAACGGGCAUUAUAAAGAGACCUGCUUACGCCGGAAGUGUCGACGGUGGUGACUUGGGAACCGGUUUCGUGCCACCUUGGGUCAAGGACGAUCCUCGAUAUCGGGAAUACGACACCUGCAGAUGUAGAUACAGCUUCAAUUGCCCCUCCAGCGGAUUGAAAUUCGGGAGCUGCUCCAAAGAUAAGAAGUACUGUUGCUUUAACAGCAGGAGGUAUCCAGCGUUGGUUCCCGGGCAAGCACACUAUCCUUCGUAUCCGGUACCAUUUUCUGCCAAUAGUGCCCCGAACAAGUACGGGCCGGCGGCUUUCGUGCAAUCGGCCAACUAUUAUGGUAAUCGAAGGCCGCAGGGGAGCACCACCGGCGCUAACAGAUAUCCUGGAAAUUACCAUCUCCCGGUGGAGAAUCCGAUUCCCUAUCCGCGACCACCUGGCAGCAACCCUUACCACCUGGAUUACGACUACAACGAAUCUGACUUCUACGCUCGGUCCGCGAGGAAAAACCAGACGGUGAACGACAGCACGGAUGAAAAACCUUAAGCCUCAUUUACACCAGACUUUCAAUCCUGAUUAAUCUUCCAACAGGCAGGCAGUCUUUCGCCUUAUAAAUUGUUAAUAAGAAUCGAUCUAUCUAGAACGAGGGAAUCGUACGGUUUUCCAGAGAGAGCCGGCAAUGUACAGGGUGAUUCACGUAUGAAAUAACUUUUAAAUUGCUUGACACGAAAGUUGCAUGGCUUAUCGAUUCUUUUGUUUUUGAGUUUUGAAAUUUU